Saccoglossus kowalevskii is the source of this 1287-nucleotide messenger RNA. Its product is annotated as medium-chain specific acyl-CoA dehydrogenase, mitochondrial-like. Gene Ontology annotation, molecular function: medium-chain fatty acyl-CoA dehydrogenase activity; flavin adenine dinucleotide binding. The record is from RefSeq and is a predicted model, not a curated record. Lineage: Eukaryota; Metazoa; Hemichordata; Enteropneusta; Harrimaniidae. Gene Ontology annotation, biological process: medium-chain fatty acid catabolic process. Gene Ontology annotation, cellular component: cytoplasm; mitochondrion.
AUGGCUGGACGUGUUUUGGCUUUCGGAUAUACUGCAGCAAAGUGUUUGUUAAGGAAUAAUAAUGUAGGAGCCUUAACUACAAUUCCAGGAACUGAAGCUGUUUCACAUUCAAUUGCUGGUAUAUCAUUUGAGUUGACAGAUGAUCAGAAGGAAUAUCAGCAAUUAGCUCGCAAAUUUGCGAGAGAAGAAAUGAUACCCAAAGCUGCUGAGUAUGAUAGAACAGGCGAGUUUCCUGUUGAUAUUCUCAAAAAAGCAUGGGAAAUUGGACUGAUGAAUGUACUCAUUCCACAGAGAUAUGGUGGGCCAGAGUUAAGUAUUCUUGAUGCUAGUGUAAUUGCUGAAGAAUUGGCUUACGGAUGUAGUGCUAUGCAAGUAGCUAUGGAAUCCAAUAAUCUUGGUCAAGCACCUUUAAUUAUUGCUGGGAAUCACGAACAGAAGAAGAAAUAUCUUGGACGAAUGGUGGAAGAACCGCUAAUGUGUGCAUAUGCUGCAACAGAGCCUGGUGGUGGAUCUGAUGUUGCCAGGAUGUGUACUUUUGCUGAAAAUAAAGGUGACCACUACGUGAUAAAUGGACAAAAAAUGUGGAUUACAAAUGGAGGAAAAGCUAACUGGUAUUUUGUAUUAGCUAGAACAGAUCCUGAUCUAAAAAGACCAGCAAGUGGUGCCUUUACUGGGUUCAUUGUUGAUAGAGAUACGCCUGGUGUUACACCUGGUAGAAAGGAACUCAACAUGGGACAACGCUGUAGUGACACUCGUGGUAUUACUUUUGAAGAUGUUGUUGUACCAAAGGAAAACGUCUUGUUAGGUGAAGGAGACGGUUUUAAGAUUGCCAUGGCUGCCUUUGAUAGAACAAGGCCACCAAUUGCUGCAGGUCAUGUUGGGCUUGCUCAGAGAGCCUUUGAUGAAGCCACUAAAUAUGCACUGGAAAGAAAAACUAUGGGCAAAGUAAUUGCACAGCAUCAAGCUGUAGCUUUCAUGUUAGCUGAAAUGGCAAUAGGAAUCGAGACUUCGAGAUUGGCCAUCUAUAAAUGCUGUUGGGAAUAUGAUCAAGGUCAUAAAAACACAUACUCGGCUUCCAUUGCCAAAGCAUGGGCUGCAGAUGUUGCUAAUAAAUGUGCUACUGAUGCCGUACAAAUAUUUGGUGGAUAUGGGUAUAAUAGUGAAUAUUCAGUGGAGAAACUGAUGCGGGAUGCCAAGGCAUUUCAGAUUUAUGGAGGAACUACUCAGAUUCAAAGAAUGAUCAUAGCAAGACAAUGGAUUAAUAAAGUCAAGCUUGGAGAACAUUAG